This is a messenger RNA of Pelodiscus sinensis (Chinese soft-shelled turtle), 2908 nucleotides long. Its product is annotated as cytochrome P450 2K4-like. Gene Ontology annotation, biological process: xenobiotic metabolic process. Gene Ontology annotation, cellular component: cytoplasm; intracellular membrane-bounded organelle. Gene Ontology annotation, molecular function: heme binding; iron ion binding; oxidoreductase activity, acting on paired donors, with incorporation or reduction of molecular oxygen, reduced flavin or flavoprotein as one donor, and incorporation of one atom of oxygen. The record is from RefSeq and is a predicted model, not a curated record. Lineage: Eukaryota; Metazoa; Chordata; Testudines; Trionychidae.
UGCAGUCCCAAGAUAGUUUAAGUACUAUAUUCUAGAUAAGGUCUAAGUAGUAGCUAAGAUGAUGGGUAUUAAUGCUUCAUGCUGCUAAUUUCUGCCAAUGGACACUGAUCAUAUUUUUAUUACACACUUGCAUUUUAUCCUGUGCAGAAAAUCACUUACUGAAAGGCAAUGGAGUGGCCAGAUCCCACUUCCAUAUUUUUGGUUUUUGUCCUGACUAUUAUAUUCAUUAUGAAAACUCAAAAAUUCUGGAAUAGCAGCUUCAGAGAGGAUUUCCCUCCUGGACCAACUCCUUUACCCAUCAUUGGAAAUCUGCAUAUAUUGGACCGGAAGAGGCCCUAUUGGACUCUGCUGGAGCUGUCAAAAAAAUAUGGCCCAGUCUUCAGCAUUCAGAUGGGAUGUCAGAAGAUGGUGGUGCUGUCCGGAUACAAGAUGGUGAAAGAGGCUCUUGUGAACCAGGCAGAUGCAUUUGCAGAGAGACCUAAAAUCCCAGUAUUUGAAGCUACUUCAAAAGGAUACGGGGUUAUUUUUUCUCACGGCAAUAACUGGAAAGUGAUGCGAAGAUUUACUCUCAUGACUUUACGAGACUUUGGCAUGGGGAAGAGGGUCAUAGAGGACCGGAUCGUGGAAGAGUCUGAAUUUCUAAUUAAGGAAAUUGAAUCUCGUAAAGGACAGCCCUUUGAGAUCACUACAGUUCUGACGGGGGCAGUUGCCAAUAUCAUUGUGUCCAUACUACUCGGAGAGCGGCUUGACUACAAAGACCCCACAUUGUUAAAACUACUAAGUCUGAUCAGUGAAAAUGCCAGGGUGCUUGGAAGUCCCUCUGUUACGCUAUAUAACAUAUUCCCAGCCCUGGGAUUUCUACUCAAGAAUUACAAGACAUUUUUGCGCAACACAAGUGAAAUGCAUUCUUUUAUACGGCUUACUUUUAUAGAAUGCCUCAAAGUUCUGGACAAAAAUGAUCAGAGAAGUUUUAUUGAUGCAUUCCUUGUAAGACAGCAGGAGGAGAAAAGUAAUGCCAAUGGAUAUUUCCAUAAUAGCAACUUAAUAGUCCUUGCGAACAAUUUGUUUGCGGCUGGCAUGGAAACCAGUUCCACCACCCUGCGCUGGGGACUUCUGCUCAUGAUGAAAUACCCCAAAAUUCAGAGCAAAGUCCAAGAAGAAAUUGCAAGCGUCAUAGGCUCAGCCCAGCCAAGAAUUGAACAUCGAACUAAAAUGCCGUAUACAGAUGCAGUUGUCCAUGAAAUUCAAAGGUUCGCCAAUAUCCUGCCCAUGAGCUUGCCUCAUGAGACUACUGAGGACGUUACUCUAAAAGGCUACUUUAUUCCCAAGGGUACUUACAUCAUCCCCUUACUGGCCUCUGUACUACGUGAUGAAUCUCAGUGGGAGAAACCAGAUACCUUCAACCCUGAGCAUUUUCUUGACUCCGAAGGGAAGUUUGUAAAGAAAGAAGCUUUCAUGCCUUUUUCAGCAGGUCGGAGAAUCUGUGCAGGUGAGAAUCUUGCCAAAAUGGAGCUCUUCCUCUUCUUUACAAGCCUCCUGCAAAGAUUCAGUUUCCAUCCUCCUCCUGGAGUUACCGCUUCAGAUCUGGACCUCACCCCAGCUAUUGGAAUAACCACACCCCCAAUGCCCUAUAAACUCUGUGCUGAGCCACGCUCUUAGAGCCCCUUGCCUUGGACCGGGUCUAACAACACUGAGAUAGUUAGUACCAUUGUACAGCUACAUUGGUCAGAAAAUCACACCUGUCAUAGUUACCAGGUAGCUGCAGCUUAUAUCAGAUGAAGAAUCUUUUUCAUUGUCUGCUUUGUGGUUGAGAGAGGUAGUUUGAGCAUCCUGGCAAAAGAACUCGUUUUACGAGCAUGCAUUGUGUCUCAGGUACAGGGCUUCACUAACAUAGUUACACUGGUCUAGCUAUCCCAGCAAAGCCUUUGAAGGUAGACUAACCCUUACUCAUGUGUAUCUUCAUCCCUCUCUCUGCCGACUCUGCAUGCACUGGUCUUUGGCUGUCAUAUGGUCCAUGAUUUGUUAGGGCCCCAUCCUACCUGAGUUAUACCACUGCUACACUACUGGCAGUGGUGGCUAAAACCCCAGACCCCUUUGAAUCGCUGGGACCUGGGUCAGUUACCCCCUUUGCUCCUCUCCCAUCUGCGGGCCUGCUAUCUAUGCAUGCAUUUCAUGAUACCAAUGGCCAGCCUGACACUGUUUUCAUGUAAAAUCUUCCAUAACACUCUUGGGUGAACUUGAGUGUACACACUGACAUCAGGCUUUGCUUGUAACCCCUUUUCCAGUUGACACUGUGUGGUUUUAGGGUCCCACAUCCAUACCAGACUCCUCUAUUGUUCCCCUCUCCCCCUCCAGUGUAGCCAGACAGAACCCCCCCUCCCUCCCUCUAACAUCCUUAGGAGAGAGAAUCCUUGAGAGCGAAACUCUGUCUUCAAAGGCUCCAGAGCCUCCAGAGGUGCUGGAAUAACAAUGGCCCUGGAUGCUAGACAGGAACCAGAUAACAGCGACAAUUGGGCCAGCAGGUGGUCAGGGGCCUAUGGCUGGUACCAGUAUUGAUAUGCCUACACACACCGUCCCAGAAGAGGAAUUGGCUACCCCAUCAGAAAAAGGAUGUCUGGCCCUAAUGAUUUAGUUACCUCCACCUCACAGGUGCAAAUUAAGCUUUGGACCCCCUAUAGGAAUGGGCCUCACAAAGACGUUCUAACUUAAUUGGCAUUUUAAUGACAAGAGAAGCAUCUACGUGACCACAGGGUAUAAAAUUUGUGCCCCACUCUAAUUGGAGAUCUACCCAUAUACUUUAACCCCAUAUACAGGUUUCAUGGUACCUGUAAGUGACUUUUUAUUGUAAUUUCUGUCUUGUCCUUUUGUAGUGGCUGUGUUAUCUGUAACAGCAGUAACAUUUAACAGC